This is a messenger RNA of Colletotrichum truncatum, 798 nucleotides long. RefSeq lists its product as uncharacterized. The record is from RefSeq and is a predicted model, not a curated record. NCBI's taxonomy places the organism in Eukaryota, Fungi, Ascomycota, Sordariomycetes, Glomerellales, Glomerellaceae.
AUGGAUUCGAUGCGAAGUCUCAACACCUCCCUUCCGGGCGCCUCGGCAGGAAAGCAGGCGACCCAAAAUGACUCCCCUGAGCAGCUGCUCGAUGCCUUCAAGGCUGCGGCCCUCUCAGUCACGAAACUCUACAAGACUUCUGCGGCCGCGCAAUCUAAGGCCCGCAUGGACGGCUACCAGGACUGUCUCGAUGACUUGCUGGCAUUCCUCGACAAGGAAAGAAUUGGCUUGGGCGACGGCGAUGGCUGGAGAAUUCGAAGCUGGGCAACCGAGCGGCUUGAGGGCAGGGAAAGCUCCCAGAACGCGGAAAGUGACGACGAAGCGGACAAGCCAGAAACUACGUCGUCUCCUGAGCUGAACCGAUCUAGCAGCGAAACGCAACUACGAGAUGAGACUCAGAUGAGGACAGACUCCGCACCGCCAAGUGCGCCCCCUCCUGCUGAGGAAGAGGAACCCGAGAUUAUGCCCAUCACGGUGCCCACGCAAGACACCUUCACCUUUCAAUCAUCUCACCCAUGGCCACCUCAUCCUCCUCAGCAAGACGCAUAUCUUAACCUCGCAAACCUCGAUCUGUCAGAUUCUCGAACACACGACAACACAACAAACGCGAACCCCACAUCUCGGACAACAAGACCACGUCAUCCGGCAAAUAUCCCUCGAUCGGCGUCAAGGCAAGGAAGUAACCUAGGUCGCGGUGCCGGAUCAAAGCGAAAAAUCAACUUUGCCGAAAUUUUCGACCUGAGCAGCCUAGACAAGAACAUGUUUGGCGGCGGACCCAAACGCUCUCGCCACACAUGA